Racocetra persica is the source of this 367-nucleotide messenger RNA. The record is from the annotation of a GenBank genome assembly. NCBI's taxonomy places the organism in Eukaryota, Fungi, Glomeromycota, Glomeromycetes, Diversisporales, Gigasporaceae.
AUGAAUGAUACUUCGCAAUGGCCUGCUAUACGACGGUCGCAGCCUACUACACAACAACCUCUUACAAUGAUACAACAAUCUAUGCAACUGGCACAAAAUAUACAACAGCCUACUAUACAACAACCUCUUACAAUGAUACAACAACCUAUGCAACUGGCACAAAAUAUACAGCAGCUACCAUACUCAAUGCGAACAUGUAUACAACUGCCUUAUAAUAUGCCAACACAUAACGACUUUACAGUGAAUUUCGGAAUACAAUCAAAUAUUAUACAGCAAAAUGAUGUAAGACCAGAAUACAUACAACAAAAUGCAACUCCAGCAAGACUCUAUGACGAUACUGGGAAAUCUAGUUCAUCAAUAAAAAUAU